CGCGUGCUGGAGGUCGCUGCGGUGUCGGCAGAUCCGGGCCACAGAAAGAAGGCGCGCGAGACGCCUUCCCCUCCGCUCCCCCGCCCUUCCCUCACGACGCCGGCUCUCGGGCACGCGCCGCCUCCCUCCCUCAGCGGUCACGCGCCAGCCGCGGAGCAUUGGAAGAAAGUUGCCAGCCGAGGGCGGGGUAGAGACGCGGCCGGGCGCUGCGCGAGGGGCUGCCCGGGGCUGGAGAUUUACUGACAAAAUAAUGAAAUAAAAUAUGGAGUCUUCUAUCCUGGAAUAUAUUUCAUGGACCAUGGGGGAGAGAGCCUGUGUUAAAAGGAAAAGGAAGACUCAAGGAAACGAGAGAACAGCAAUAUAACAUCAGAAAAUAAUUUUCUAUUUUUGUAUUGUAUUAUGGCCAUAGUAUUCAAGAAUUAUCUUCCAAUAUAUCUUCUAAUACUUUGAUUCAAAAACAUCUUUAGAAGGAAAAAUCAGAUACUGUGGCUUGCUCAGCAAGACUUUCAUUCCAACAAAUCUGGAUCUUCAAAAUAGUUUAAUUUGAAGGGGACAUCAUCAUUUUGAUGGGUUUUUCAUUUUCUUUUUUUUUUUCUUCUUUUUUUUUUAAGUCUUCAAAGUUACAAAACUUUUUGUGUGGUUCUAAGUUUAGUUGACAAGACUGUUCCUGAUAAAGAAUUUUUCGACAACAGCUGUUGGCUAUAUAAGUGGAAGCCACAUUAUACUAUCUGAAAGUAUGCCAUGAGUUUAAGGCACUUCUCAUAAGUCCUCCUCCUUUGCCUUGUACUUGUCAUAUCCUUAAAAAUAUUAAAUUGAGCUAUUUGCACUCUUGUAUAAUUAAAAAAAAAUGGCGUGGGUAAAGUUCUUGCGGAAGCCUGCAGGUAACCUUGGAAAAGUAUAUCAGCCUGGAAGUAUGUUGUCUUUGGCCCCUACCAAAGGCUUGUUAAAUGAACCAGGGCAAAACAGUUGCUUUCUUAACAGUGCUGUACAGGUUUUAUGGCAGCUUGAUAUAUUCCGAAGGAGCUUCAGAGGCUUAACUGGACAUGUCUGUCAGGGUGAUGCCUGCAUAUUUUGUGCUUUAAAGACAAUAUUUGCACUGUUUCAGCACAGUCGAGAAAAGGCACUCCCGUCAGAUAAUAUGAGGCAUGCCUUGGCUGAAAGCUUUAAAGAUGAACAGCGUUUUCAACUUGGCUUCAUGGAUGAUGCAGCAGAAUGCUUUGAAAAUAUACUUGAGCGAAUUCAUUUCCACAUCGUGCCAAGCAGUGAAACAGACAUGUGCACUUCUAAAUCCUGCAUCACUCAUCAGAAGUUUGCUAUGACACUAUAUGAACAGUGUGUAUGCCGUAGUUGUGGAGCAUCAUCUGAUCCCUUGCCUUUUACAGAAUUUGUGCGCUAUAUUUCUACAACAGCCUUGUGCAACGAAGUUGACAGAAUGAUGGAAAGGCAUGAGCGUUUCAAGCCGGAAAUGUUUGCAGAAUUGCUACAGGCUGCAAAUACUACUGAUGACUUUAGGAAGUGUCCUAGUAACUGUGGUCAAAAAAUAAAAAUCCAUCGUGUUCUCAUGAAUUGUCCUGAGAUUGUGACAAUCGGUUUAGUCUGGGAUUCAGAACAUUCUGACCUGACAGAAGAUGUCAUACGGAAUCUGGCAACACAACUUUAUCUUCCUGGGCUAUUCUAUAGAGUUACAGAUGAACAGGCCAAAAAUAGUGAACUUUUUCUCGUGGGGAUGAUUUGCUACACAAGCCGACACUAUUGUGCCUUUGCCUUUCAUACCAAGAGCUGCAAGUGGGUGCUGUUUGAUGAUGCUAAUGUCAAAGAGAUUGGAACAAAAUGGAAAGAUGUGGUCUCCAAGUGCAUUCGGUGUCACUUUCAGCCAUUGCUGUUGUUUUAUGCUAACCCAGAUGGUACAGCUGUAUCCACAGAGGAUGCCCCUAAACAUACCAUUCACUGGUCUCAUUACAAAGCAGCUGGAGGAAAUGCAGAUGAUUUGGGAUUUGAGAAGCCAGCUGUUCCAAAAUCAGAUCUCACAAAAGAGAAUGGAUUUGGAGAGAGUGCUAGUCAAAAGAGCAAUACAAAAUUUCAGACAGACAAUUCACCAUUUAGUAGAAGCCAUAUUCAAGCAAGUAGUGGUAGAGGGCCAGUUAAGUUAGGAUACAGUGAUCAAAAGGACAAAUUGAAGGACAUUUCCAGAGAGUGUGCUCAGAAGGCAAUUGAUAUGAAAAACGUUCCAUCCUACCUAAGAAAAGAUGCAGAGAGAGGACCAAGAAGAGACUCUGGGAGACACAGAGAUCUAAUAGGGGAUGACCACCCUCACUUUAAGUCAGGAUCCCCUCCUGCCGGAAAUGGAUAUAGACCCUAUGCUGAUCAACGCCAGUAUGGUAGCCAGGGAAGAGGACCUUAUAAACAUGAAAGAGUACUGACCCAAACAAGGCCUACUGCACAGGUGUUAGGGUCAAAUAAAACAGAAGCUUUUCCUGCUGGGGAGAAAAUGAUGAGCAGGACUAGGGCUGACAGUGCCACUGGCUAUGAUACAGACUGCAGCCAAGACUCUAGGGACAAAGGAAGUGUCACCAGAAGCAGAAACAGAGGUUGGAAACCUAUGCGAGAGACCCUGAAUGUGGACAGCAUUUUCAGUGAAACUGAGAAGCAGCAGCAUAGCCCACGACAUAAGGCAAAUCCAGGCAGUAAACCUAAACAUGAAAAGGAGCAGAGCUUUAACGUUUGGCCAAAAGAGAACCAGACCCAGAAAGGGUUAAUGACUAUCUAUGAAGAUGAAACAAAACAGGAGACAGGGAGCCGGAGUUCCUUGGAUUCAGAAGGAAAAGGAAAUACUGAGAAAAGUAAAGGAUUUACAGAGAGAAGAGUCCAUACUGAUAAUUGGCAGAUGCAAAGAACUGAAUCUGGAUACGAAAGUAGUGAUUAUAUCAGCAAUGGAUCUGCCAGUCUGGAUUCACCUGUUGUUGAAGGAACCAGCCCGCUGGACAUCAAGGUUAUUAAAGAAAAUGUUUCCCUCAGCGACCAGAAUGUAUCAAUCAAAUGUGCUGAAAGUGGUUUGCCAUCUACCUUCCAGCAAAACAGAAGCUAUUUUGAUGACUUGCGGAAAGACCAAAUUAAUAUGCAAGCUAAUUACAGACCACACACUGACUUUUCUUCAGAAUCUCAAUUGCAGAUGCACAGUCUGCUACUAAAGAGAACAGAGAUGCCAGACAAGAAAUGUUUUCCUUCAUCAACUCUACAGCCAAGUUUUAAGGACCAUGUUAAGAGAGAAACAAAGUUCAGCAAUUUAAAUCAGCAGACCUCAUCAGAAUGGCUUAAUCUAGAUAAAUUUGAGAAGAUUAGUAUGCCAGUAUAUAGUGUUGACAGUUCAACCCGCCCGUACAGCACUGAACACUUAAUUGUGAGUGCAAAAAGAGUGAACAACAAUGAAUUUCUCUCAUCUCAGCCGCCUCAUACAAAAACUACUGGAUCAAGGUCAGAGCUUGCAUUUUUAGUACAACAGAAUCUGUUAGAUCCAUGUGGGACUGUUCAGUCCUCAUCUGGUGAACAUGCUGUUCAGUCAUUUGGUAGGACUAAUAAUCUUCCGAUUCCAGAAGUAGUUUACCAAAAUCUUCCUCCUCCUUUACCACCAAAGAAAUAUGCUCUGAAUGUGUUGCUAGGAUCAAAAAGUGAUUCCACAAGUGAGGUAAAAUUGUCAGAAGUGUUUCAGAAUAAUCCUUCAAGUUUCGAAAGGCACACUACAGCUACCGCUUCAAAAUCUGCAUCAGAAGGUGCAUUUACAAAUGAAGAAAGAUUUAAAGAAACGUUUCAAGAGAAUGAGCACACUUUUCGCAAACUGGAUUCAGCACCUAGCUCAUCAGCUAAUGACUUUCAGACUGUAUCUGGCAGUAUAUUUAAUAAAGGAUCUCAGCACACAGGACAAAGUGUUAUCUCUCCUGAUGCAAAUGAUAGCGUAUCUCUAACAACCUAUUUUUCAGUGGAUAGCUGCAUGACGGAUACGUACAGGAUGAAAUACCAUCAAAAACCCAAAAUGUAUUAUGCAGAUGGUGGUGGCUUCCACAAAGAAAAGCAUCUCCCACCAACUGGAAUAGAACUGAGCACUGUAUACCAUGGUACUCUUGAUUCUAGUCAUCCCACAUCUGAACAGAGAUACAAAUCUAACAUGGAAGGCAUACAUUGCAAUAGGUAGACAGUCAAAUCAAUUAUCUUCUGACGCAUUUCACAUGGGCUGCUUAUUGGCAGGAAGCAUGGAAAUCUCUGUGGUGAGAUGUCUAAUUGAGGAUGACACAACUACUACACUGCAUACUUUGGAAUCCUGCCCACUAUGCUUUUAAGAAUAUAACUUCAAUUAAUUUUGCAAAUAUAGGUGAGCAGGGGAAUAGGUGCUAAGAUUUUGGCCCUAUGUUCAUGAAUUUGUCAUUUUUGCCUUAACAAUGUUUACCUCCAUGUGAUGAUACAAACGUAUUCAACAAGUCUGUUACAAAUGGUCCUUUUAAAAGUGUGUGCUUUUAAUACCUAGGAAGAUCACCAUAUGGGAUAAAUACAGGUUGUUCAGGACUUAAUACACUUGUUCACAAACUGGAUUUUGUGCUCUCAGACUGAGAAGAUAUAAAUUAACCUGUAAUCUCUUUAAAUUUAGCUAGUGAUAUGCUGACAAGUACAGUCCCAAUACAUAGCAUGGUACACUAAUUAGAACAGUAUCUGUUUUAUGGAACCAUUGUUCCUAGUGGGUAACAAUAGGUGUUACCUAUUUUUUCAUCUGACUUCUGUGAAAGUCUAACUUAAUUUCCUUUUAAGUGUCUUUAAUGAAAUUUUAUCCAGAGAAUUGGAUUUUUAGUACUUAGAAUGAUGCCUUAAUGAAUGACUUCACAUAUAGACUUGAGUAAUUUGUAAACUACAAACAGAACACUGUUUGAGAUUUUUAAAUUACCUGCAAACUCCAAUUCCAUAUUGUGCACUUUAAUCCAACUGUUAAGGAGCAAACUUAAAUUAUGUGUUCCACAAGCAAGGCUGUGAUAAACUUAUUACUGCAAUUUAAUUUAGCUAUGUAUGUAAGUAACAAAUUAAUAGAGUAGACUGCAAUAUGCUUUAAGAUAUGCAGUUGUUACAAGUAAACUGCAAGGGUACGUCUACACAGCAGGGUUCAAUUGUAUACUUUAAGUUGAAAUAGCUUAACUCGACUUUUGGCACUGUACGCAGCAGGAAGUCGAAAGAAGAACACUUCCUUCAACUACCCUUACUCCUUGUAAAAUGAGGAUUACCAUGAGUUGGAAUAAGCAUCCUCCAGCUCACCAUUAUUUUGAAAUAAUGGCUUACUAUGUAGACACACACUUUGUAUUUUGGAAUGUCAGUUAUUCCAAAAUAAUGCUACUAUGUAGACAUAGUCUAAAAGGUUAAAUUUAAGAAACAGUACACUUACAUUCAAGACCUUAUUCAGAUCAGAUUAAUUUUUUUCAGCUAUAUCUAAGCUCAACUGUCUGUGUACUGAACUGUGUUUUGAAAAUACAUCACUUUGGCUCACAUAAACCUGAGCAAAUGUAUGGGAUCAGUCACUCUGAUUUACUGUUACAGAACUUUGUCCCUAGCUAGCAGUCUCCCACUCAAACUUCUAGACAGUGUUUUCAAUGAAAGGGUAAUCUACAUCCUCUUUGGAUAGGAUUUUAAUUCAACUUCACUGGCAUCUGUAAAUGCUUUGUACCAUGUUAGUCAUUGAAAAAAUGUAACUUGUAAUAAUGUAACACUACCAAAUCAGGACUGCGUAAAAUGAAUAGUUGAAACUCAUGGCUUUCUUAAAUUUAAAGGAAAGUGCUUAGAUGUGUUUAAAUUGGGUGAUAUUGGUUACAGUUAAGUAUAAAUGCCUUUAAAUUCUGAGUUUAAUGCUACAAAUGUAUGUUGUGCUUGCGGUGUGGUCAAACAAGUUUAAAUGUUUAUGUACAUUAUGUGUAUUACAGUGCUUUGACCAAAUUGUGACAAUCAUGCGUAAUAGUUUUCCAAGGUAAAAACAGAAGUUGUGGUUAUUUUGCCAAUGUCUUAACAUGAAAUCAAACUAAGAUCUGUCAUUUUUAAUAACAAACAUGAUAGGCAGCAGACCAAAUGUCAGACCAGUGUCUUUACACUUUUUAGUAACCCAGUAGCAUUUGAAUGAAUAAAUUCUGGACUUGGUAUUGUUACAUUUAAAGCAAAUACAUUCAAGGUGUAUGGAUCUGAAUGCAAAUGGAACUUAAGAGUACUAGAACUUGUCAAGCUUUUCUAGAAAUCUUGUAUUUAAAUGGAAGUAUUUCAGUGUAUAAACAGUACCACAAUGUUCUUAUAUGUGCAUAGCAAACAUUCAUAUUACUUCCCAAAGGAACGAUGUGAAUACCUAUUAACAUAAACAAGUGAACUCAGUUUCCAGAAAGCUACUGAGCACAAUUGGUAAGCUUGUUUAAGAAUGUCUACUUAAGUUCUUCCAGAGAUCUGAAAUGCAACAAUCUUCAUUUGAGUCCCUUAGAUUAACUUAGGUCUUUUCUUGCUUUGCUUGAUUGUGUCUUUCCAGGCAAAACCUUUUGUAUAUGACUUGUUUACCUGAUGAGUUGUAUGUGCACUAUUUAUAUAAAUAACUGACACCUUCAGUUUUUAUAUUUGCUCUACAGGCUCUAUGUUCAAUAUUUAAUGUGUGAUCUGCCAUUGAUUUUAGCUAGAGUGCCUAUUUAUUUUUUUAUAAAUGUUCUCUUCUGGUUAUAGAUUUGUACAAGAACAGACAUUUUGUAAUGUUUAAAUGCAUUUAACAGGUAUUGUAACUAUUUUCUGGUCUUCAGAAUUUUAUUUUCAUGCAACGUUGCAUUUUUCUGCUUGUUCAGACCAUUAGAUUAAAAAUUAACUACUUUUGUGGC
Pelodiscus sinensis (Chinese soft-shelled turtle) is the source of this 6869-nucleotide messenger RNA. RefSeq names its product ubiquitin specific peptidase 53 (gene USP53). Gene Ontology annotation, molecular function: cysteine-type deubiquitinase activity. The record is from RefSeq and is a predicted model, not a curated record. Gene Ontology annotation, cellular component: cell-cell junction. NCBI's taxonomy places the organism in Eukaryota, Metazoa, Chordata, Testudines, Trionychidae. Gene Ontology annotation, biological process: protein deubiquitination; sensory perception of sound; response to auditory stimulus.